CUUAUUUUGGGCAAUUAUCAUAAAAUUUGUACUCUUUAUUUUUUUAACUUUUUUAUGUUAUUUCAACUCAAGAGUAAUUUGAGUUUUUUACUCCCGUCCAUCGCGAGUCUAGUGAAUAUCAACACAAACAUGAAAAAGCCAUCAUCCCCAUCUUAAGGAGCGAUCAAAUGGAAGAAGAAGAAGAAGACGAAGACGCAAGAAGGGAGGCCGCGAUAGCCUCAGCGCGCACUCUGCUCCCCGAUAUCAGGCCCAAUUCCGCCGUCACGGCCGACCAGCUCUCCAAGUUUCAAGAGUUGCGUCGAAGGCGUUUACAGAUUAAAGCAAAGUCAAAAGCUAAAAGACACUUGAAGAAAGGGAAAAUAGAUGGAGGUGGAAAAUGUCUUGGUGAAGACAAAAAAGCUAAAAUAUGUACAGAAAGCGCGGGUAAAAAUGAUGAUGGCCAAACGGAAUAUUUAGAGGUUCCAAGAAGUAGUUCAGAUGACAUUUUGCCCGUAAAACAAGACACUACAUUACCACACAAAGAGCCACACAAGCGCCAGAAAUUGCAUUGGGGCCUAGAUGUGAAAGAGAGAUGGGAAAGAAAAUCCAACAUGUAGAAAACACAGCACAACAUGAUAUGAUUGCAACAACUAACAACCUGGUACUGGCUUUGCCAACAUAAUGAGGGAUAGCGUUGCCGUAAAGCAAAGAGGGCUAUGAUGUCUUCGUUUGGUGAACAAGAAGAAGAAGAAGAAGAGUACAACAAAAUUGAAUCAUAAGUUUGUUCCCCUUUGACAUUUUGAUUGCACUACUGAGUUUCUUUGGGGGGUAAUUGUAUGUCCCAUAGUGAAAAUAUGUAAAUGUUUCACUAUUUGACUGCACCUGCACUUGGGGGUUUAUUGUGUUUAGUACACAUCUUUUGAAAACUAAGUGCCCGUAUGAGCGCGAAAAAAUACGUGUUAGUUUUAAUAUAUCUCUAUAUUAUACGGCUUUGAAUUCAAAAACCCACACUCAUUUCUUUGACUCUUGAGAACUCCAGUCUUCAUUUUAUUGGUUAGGUUUGGAAUCUUCAAUGAUCCUUCAUUCUUUUUUAACUCCCACAUUCUUGGGCUUCGAAAAUGGCCAUUGAGAUUUGCUCUCCGGAUUCGAGCCCGAGAAUGUCAUUUUCCGGUGAUGUUUCUGCACCGGGGGAGCCACAGGAGAUCCGGUCGAGUUCUCCGGCGAGCCCAGAGUUCAAUUUCUGCGUUUCCCGGGAGACCUGCGAGUCUUCGUCGGCGGACGAGCUUUUCUCCGACGGCAAGAUUCUCCCAAUUGAGAUCAAGAGAAAAAUGGGUCCGCAGAAAAAGCUUCUUCCACCACCGCCGCCGCCGCCACAGACACCGCUGGAAAAACAGAGCUCGGCGCCGCGGAACUUGGGGCGGAGUUGGAGUGUGAGCUUUAGGAAGGGAAACAUGUGCCCAUUGCCGUUAAUGUGGCGGAGCAAUUCUACAGGAACAUCUAAUUACUCCGCCAUUAAAAGAUCAAAUUACAGGAAAGUUUCUUCGUCCUCUGCAACUACAGGGCAUCGUCAUCAUCGUCAUCACAAGCCUCCGUUGAAGAAAUUUAUGAAUGACAGUGGGAUCGGAGUGAAUCCGGUAUUGAAUAUUCUCCCCCCGGCAAGGCUCUUUUGUUUAAGUUCCAUUUUUAGUGGUGGCAAGGAUAAGAGCACCAAGUGAUGAUUCAAAAAAUUGCUAUCCCUUAUUUUGGGAUAAAGACUGGCAGGUCCCAUUGUUUUUCAAAAUAUACUCCGAGGUACCUUAAGAUAUUCGAAAACUGACUCCGGGGUGACAAUCCGCCAUUCCCUCCGUUAAUAUUUCUUCUCCGUUAUCCUCCUCCUCUUCCUCCCAAAAAAUUGCUGCCAGGUACCCCUUAUUUUGGGAUAAAGACUGGCAGGUCCCAUUUUUUUAAAAAACUUACUCAUAGGGAUUUAAAAUAUCCUUUGUUCAAAAUAUUACUUUAUCGAAUUAAUAUACAAUAUAUGUUUUAUUUAAUAAUAGGUCAAAAAUUAAAAAUAGUUGAUUGAAAAAAGUCAAAACGUGACAUAUGCUCCGAGACAGAGAUAAGAUUAUGUACUCCCCCCGUCCUAAUUCUUUCUUCCCAGUUUGACUUUCCCCAUUUUUAAUUUUUGGCUUUGACUUCAAAUUUUACCCUCCUUAAAAAAGAUUUUUUGAAUUU
Cuscuta campestris is the source of this 2193-nucleotide messenger RNA. The record is from the annotation of a GenBank genome assembly. NCBI's taxonomy places the organism in Eukaryota, Viridiplantae, Streptophyta, Magnoliopsida, Solanales, Convolvulaceae.